AGGUCAAUGUGCUUUUUUUUCUGAGAAAUGAAGCGACUUCUGCUUUUCGUCCUGGGAGCACUGCUCCUCCCUGAACUCGAAGGGACCAAGCAGCGUGAAGUUCGAUUCCUGCUUGGAAAUAUUUUUGGCAAUAACAACCCUCCUCCUGCUGCCACACAAGCCCCGCCUCAGCCCGAUAUUCCUCCAGCCGAGCCAGCGUCCUUAUGCCAAGGGGGCUGCCGUGAUGGCUGGUUUAGUUACAUGGGCCAAUGCUACAAGUAUGUCCAGGACCCAUUGACGUGGGAAGGAGCAGAGAGGGCUUGCCAAAGAGCAGCGAAUGGAGGUCACUUGACCAGCAUUACAAGUGCCGAACACAAUGAUUUCCUUGUGGACCUGGCCACUUACUCGGGACAUCGGACAGCCCAGUUCUGGACAGGAGGGAGUCACCAGAAGGGGUCCUCUCUCAAAUGGACAGAUGGUUCCACAACAAGUUUCAUGCAGCGUCCACUGUCGGCGCUUCUCAGUUUAGUCGGAAACACAAUCAACAGUCUUCUGAACAUUCGCAUCUGCUUGAAAUUAAAUAUAAAUCUUGGAGGCCAGGGUAACUGGGACGGCUCUGACUGCAGCAAGAAGAUGCCGUUCGUCUGUAGUUACACACCCAAUCUUCUCCCGCCGUAG
Euleptes europaea (tarantolino) is the source of this 657-nucleotide messenger RNA. Its product is annotated as snaclec coagulation factor IX-binding protein subunit A-like. Gene Ontology annotation, molecular function: signaling receptor activity. The transcript has 5 exons. The record is from RefSeq and is a predicted model, not a curated record. NCBI's taxonomy places the organism in Eukaryota, Metazoa, Chordata, Lepidosauria, Squamata, Sphaerodactylidae. The coding region runs from base 28 to 657 and encodes 209 amino acids.